AUGUCUGACUUUGGCGAUGACGAUGUUGGCGGAGGCGACGAGACCAUGUACGAGGACGAGGCCGCCGACUACUGGGAUCCCGAGGUUCCUGCGGACGAUGAGGAAGUCGGAAGGGCAGAGGGCGACGAGGAGGACGCGGACAAUGUCGUUGCAUCGGGCGACCCCUCUGCGGCAGCGAACGCGGGCAAGGGAAACGAGAAGUCGCACCGCGACAAGAAGAUUCCCGAUGACCAGCGUACGACGACCCCCUACAUGACAAAGUACGAGCGCGCCCGUAUUCUGGGAACCCGCGCCCUGCAGAUCAGUAUGAAUGCGCCGGUGCUGGUGGACUUGGAAGGAGAGACGGAUCCUCUUCAAAUCGCGAUCAAGGAGCUCCGAGAGAAGAAGAUCCCUCUCAUUGUGCGCCGCUACAUGCCCGACGGAUACUACGAGGAUUGGACCUGCGAGGAGCUUCUCCAGUGA
This is a messenger RNA of Colletotrichum abscissum, 462 nucleotides long. Its product is annotated as RNA polymerase Rpb6. The transcript has 4 exons. Lineage: Eukaryota; Fungi; Ascomycota; Sordariomycetes; Glomerellales; Glomerellaceae. Gene Ontology annotation, biological process: transcription by RNA polymerase I; transcription by RNA polymerase II; tRNA transcription by RNA polymerase III. Gene Ontology annotation, cellular component: RNA polymerase III complex; RNA polymerase II, core complex; nucleus. The record is from RefSeq and is a predicted model, not a curated record. Bases 1 to 462 code for a protein of 153 amino acids. Gene Ontology annotation, molecular function: DNA binding.